This is a messenger RNA of Solea senegalensis (Senegalese sole), 1109 nucleotides long. Its product is annotated as trace amine-associated receptor 1-like. Gene Ontology annotation, molecular function: trace-amine receptor activity. Gene Ontology annotation, biological process: G protein-coupled receptor signaling pathway. NCBI's taxonomy places the organism in Eukaryota, Metazoa, Chordata, Actinopteri, Pleuronectiformes, Soleidae. The transcript has 2 exons. Gene Ontology annotation, cellular component: membrane. The coding region runs from base 138 to 1109 and encodes 323 amino acids. The record is from RefSeq and is a predicted model, not a curated record.
UUCACAACAGAUGUGCAAACCAGGAUUAAGAGCAAGGCAGGAAACAGAGAUUUAACACUGUUGUAUGAUGAAGCCACUUAUUUCUGUCUUUGUCUUAAUGUUAGGCAGUUUUUAUACUGAUAAAUGAUCAUUUAAGCAUGGAGUCUUCAGAUGUUGCAGAGCAGCUUCUUUUUAAUCAAUCAGCAAAUGUGCCUGACAUAACCGCAGUGACAAUUUCAUAUCUUUUUUGUAUUUUUGCUGGCUCUUUGUCAGUUCUCAUAUUCUUUGGAAACCUACUUGUAAUAAUGUCUAUUGUUUACUUCAAACAGCUCCACACUCCUACAAACUUCCUGAUGCUCUCUCUGGCUGUGGCUGACCUGCUAGUCGGACUUUUAGUUAUGCCUUUCAGUGUUGUGCUUUUUGUGAGCUCAUAUUGGCGUCUUGAAGAUUUACUUUGUAAAGUGCGAGGCAGUUUAGAUGUGUUACUGUGCAGUUCUUCCAUUUGGAAUGUGUGGUGCAUUUCUGUUGACAGAUAUUACGCAGUGUGUCAGCCUCUGAGAUACAGAACUAAAAUAAAUGUCCGCGUCGUUUGGAUCAUGAUCAUGGUUUCCUGGAGUGCCGCCACUCUAAAUGGAAUUAUGCUCUCAUUAAAGGCUCCAGAAAAAGGACAGAAAAACAACAAACGUGCUUCCAUUGAAGUUCAAACACAGAAGACAACAGUUGUGGCUGCUGUUUUUGGAUUUGGCCUCCCAGCUGUAACAAUAUCUUCAAUCUACCUAAAGAUUUUGAUGGUAGCACAUAAACAGGCACGCAGCAUCCUAAACAUGGAUAAAUCUGGUGCAAAUGUCAGUAAAAUGGAGAGAAAGGCGACUAAAACUCUAGCUAUUGUGGUGGGAAGUUUUCUCAUGAGUUGGACUCCUUACAUUUUUUGCAUCAGCUUUUAUCCUUUGAGCAAUUAUACAAUACCAGUUAAUGUACUUCAAACAUUUAAGUGGCUUGGAUGGUCAAAUUCAAUGUUAAAUCCAUUUAUUUAUGCUUUCUUUUACAGCUGGUUUCGAUCAGCUUUUAGGAUGAUCAUUACAGGGAAAAUAUUUACAGAUGAUUUUUCUAAUUCUAAACUCUUUUUCUAA